Molecule: messenger RNA, 1877 nt
Organism: Diachasma alloeum
Lineage: Eukaryota; Metazoa; Arthropoda; Insecta; Hymenoptera; Braconidae
Gene: TfIIEalpha
Product: general transcription factor IIE subunit 1
Exons: 7
Coding region: 502-1749 (415 amino acids)
Biological process (GO): transcription initiation at RNA polymerase II promoter; transcription open complex formation at RNA polymerase II promoter
Cellular component (GO): transcription factor TFIIE complex
Source: RefSeq, a predicted model, not a curated record
UUCCGGUGAGAAUAAGCCACGUCAAUGCCGAUGAUUACUAAUCGCUCCCUUAAAUAACAAUUUAUUACCUGAGUCUCCAACGACGAUAAUCUUGACUUUAUCAAUAGCUGCCAUAGAUCAACAACAGCGAAAAAUUUUAAUCUAAUUUGUCCCUCGAUAUGACAUUUAUCACUCAUUCAACAAACGAAAACGACAGGUUAUCUCCAGAUUUUGUUGAGAUUGUCAAAACUACCACCGGUCUAUGUGGCACAGUGUGGACGACACGAUCCGACCUAACCCGCAGUUUCUUUACGAAUAAACAAGGUGUUUACAUGUGUUCUCUACAUUGUUGGGAAUGACAAUUCAGUAAUGAGCAUUAUUGAAACCUUAAGCGAUGUAAAUAUGUGAAUAAAUUUAUAAUAGAAUGUGUUUAUUUAAGUUAAAAAGUUCCAUGAAGUGUUUGCGAUAAACUGACGACUGUUUUCAUCAUUUGGGAGAGUGUAGGAAUUAAAAAUAAUAAUAAUGGAGGAGAGGCUGGUGACAGAAGUGCCCAGUAGUCUCAAACAACUGGCGAGGCUCGUCGUCAGGGGUUUCUACUCGAUUGAGGAUGCUCUCAUCGUCGACAUGCUUGUUAGGAAUCCAUGCAUGAAAGAAGACGAUAUCUGCGAAUUACUCAAGUUCGAGCGAAAGAUGCUGCGUGCGAAGAUAGCGACUCUCAGGAAUGACAAGUUCAUUCAGGUGAGGUUGAAGAUGGAGACUGGAUCUGAUGGCAAAGCCCAAAAAGUCAAUUACUACUUUAUUAAUUACAAGACUUUUGUAAAUGUUGUAAAAUAUAAACUGGACCUCAUGAGGAAGAGACUGGAGACAGAGGAGCGUGAUGCCACGAGUAGAGCGAGUUUUAAGUGUACAAAUUGCUUGAAGACAUUCACAGAUUUAGAGGCAGACCAGUUAUUCGACAUGAUGACUGGUGAGUUUCGUUGCACAUUCUGUCGUGAAAUGGUGGAGGAGGAUCAGUCAGCACUGCCCAAGAAAGACUCACGUUUAUUGCUCGCCAAGUUCAACGAGCAAUUGGAGCCACUUUACAUUCUUCUACGAGAGGUUGAGGGUAUCAAACUAGCUCCUGAGAUUCUCGAGCCUGAACCAGUGGACAUAAACCUGAUCAGAGGAAUCGACAAUAGGAAACUAGGAAUCAGGCUCCCAGGAGAGCAAUGGUCGGGUGAGGCCACCAGGGGCUCUGGCUUUGCUGUGGAGGACACUCGAGUCGAUGUGACGAUUGGCGACGAGAGCACUGACGACUCGGCCAACAAACGAAAGGAGAGACCCAUCUGGAUGAUGGAGAGUACUGUCAUCAACGAUAAUUCCGAGCUGGAUAAUGGAGCCAACCAGGACAGCAUCCUCGAUAAAGCUGCUGCCACUGCUACCAACACUAAUUCCAAUCACAAACAGGGGGAGGAUAUCAUGUCUGUGCUGUUGGCUCAUGAGAAGAAGGGGGGAAAUACUAAUGCUGUCAGCGCUGUCAAAGCUGUGCUUCCGCAGGAGUCCAGUGACUCCAGUGAUAAUGAGGAACAUGGGGAGAUGCAGGCUGUUGAUACUGGUGACGUCGAAGUGAUGGAAUCAGACGACGACGAUGCGAUACCAACAGUGAUUGUCGGUGGAAGAACAGUACCAAUAACAGAAGUCAACGAGGCAUUGACAGAUGCCAUGACACCAGCUGAGAAAGAGGCAUACAUCCAAACCUAUCAGGAAUACUACUCCCACAUGUUCGACUAAUUCUCCUCCCCAAGAUUCAAAGUCUUUCAUUCUUCAUCCCAACUUCUAUAUUUUUGAUGUUUCAUCGAUCGACCGAUGUAUCCAUUUUUUGUAUGAAACAAAAUAAAUUGAAUAUAACGUUUACUGAA